Messenger RNA from Cannabis sativa, 606 nucleotides. RefSeq lists its product as uncharacterized. The coding region runs from base 157 to 510 and encodes 117 amino acids. The record is from RefSeq and is a predicted model, not a curated record. NCBI's taxonomy places the organism in Eukaryota, Viridiplantae, Streptophyta, Magnoliopsida, Rosales, Cannabaceae. The transcript has 2 exons.
AAAGAAUGAAAAAGAAAAUGAUUCAUAAACUACCACCCUUACCUUUACCUCUUUAGUUCAUACCCAAUAAAGAGAAAAAAAAGAGCACAUUUUUCAUCUACACCUAAUUUAUUAACUUUAGUUUACGUGGGAUCUAAGGCAAGUACCUUACAAAAUAUGAAGUUCUUCAAUUUCUCGGAGCUGGGUUCUUGCUGCCGGGCAGCGCCACCGCCGGAGGAGACUACUAACGUCCACGUGGCUACCAACAGUGGCCGCCACGUGUCUUCUUCCAAGCGCAGAAGGUGUAAUUCGGCGACGCAUUGGCGGCCGGGCCUCCAUGCCAUCUCGGAAGAUCAUUCUACUAAUCAGCAGAAGAUUCAGAACAAAUCUUCCAGCAAAGAUGGGCCUAAAUCUGGGCCUAGGCCCAUUCAUAAGGCUCGUGGGAGUGACACUUCUUCUCGUAAUGACUCAAGGACAAACUCUGCACCGGUGAUCGUUCCAGCUUUCUCACCUACACCAUUCGUCUUCUGAGUUUAAUUUGUGGCUUUUUGUUUUAUGUAAUUGAAUUUAUGUUGUAAUAUAUGUAUCAUAUAUAGGAAUGAAUAUAAAUAAAUUUAGAGAUGCCCA